UCUUGAGUGUGUCUGUGUGUGGGUGUGGGUGUUUGAGUCUAUCUAAGCAUGAAGCAGGGCCGCAUACUCAAAAUCUCAUUGGACCCCUGCUGUUGGUCACAUGACCACAGAGGGCGGGCCCACUGGCCGUUCUCCUCUCCAGAUAACCGCAGCAGUGAUUUGUAGUUGAGGUGUGUGUCUACGCUAUCUCUAGCGCCCAUCACACAUAGCAGGUGUGGAACGAGCAGGAACGAAAUCCGCCCGGAGCUCAGGACCACUAGACGCAAGAAAGAAAAAACAGAAAGAGAGGCAGAGAGAGAGAGAGUGAGUGAGUGAGUUGAGACUGUCUCCAUGUUAUUGUGCUGAUUGACCAUUGUGUCUCGAGGAAACGUGACGUGUGUCGGUCAGCUAACUCAACAGCAUCGAUGACCCUUGUCACAGUUCAGUAGCACAAAGUAAGCAAAGCUACUGUACCAACUACAAAGCCAGUGUAUCCAGCAAGCCAGCCAAGAUGACCGAAGUGACAGACGUGUUUCCAGAGGUCUUUGAUGACAAUGACCAUGACCAUGAGGAGGACCAUGACCAGGAGCUGGACUUGGAGCUGGACUUGGCCUUGAUAGACAGUGAGUGUCUGGGCAGCAUGACGCAGGAGAGCCAGGAGAUCUACCUGAGGCUCAACCAGUACCGCAGGCGCUCCGGACUACGCCUAGCCCGCAUCAUCGCCCGGCAACAGCUGCUCAAAAGGAUCAUGCAAGAAAUCGAGGCAAAGGAAGAAUGCGAUUGGUUGAGGGCGGCAGGGUUCCCGCAGUAUGCCCAGCUGUAUGAAGAUUCCCAGUUUCCCAUCGACCUGUCGGCUGUCAAAAGGGACCACGACUUCUUGGACAAAGACCUGGUGGAGCCCCUGUGUCGGCGUCUCAACACGCUGAACAAGUGUGCCUCCAUGAAACUGGAUAUCAGCCUCCCGAAGAAGAAAAGUGACGAUUCGGAUGAGGACGACCUGCUGGCCAUCAGCAACCGAUGGACGUUUGAGUGGAGCAGCCGUCGCUGGUCGCGCGUGCAGGACUUGGACCUCCUGUUGGGCGGGCAGCUGCAACAGCGCAGCCUGUCGGAGGUGGGGGAGGACAGCGGGAGCGGUGGUGGUGGAGGUGGAGGAGGAGGAGGAGGAGGAGGAGGAGGUGUUGGGGGCCUGCGCGCCACGGAGAGCCGCGAGAGCAUGCUGACGGACAUGAGCGAGACCGAGGUGUGCUCGCUCAACAGCGAGGACUCGGCCUCCUCCCUCCUGUUCCAGGACUCUUACUCCCUGGCGCCUUCGCCGCACACGCCACACCACCACCACCACCACCACGCACGCUCCUCAUCCCACCCACCGGGCGAAUACCCGCAUUACCACUCGCUUCCGGCGAAAGUCGGCAGCAGUGGUGGCACCGGCGGCGGCGGCGGGAGUCGCCACGGCCGCACGCGCGCCAAGGACUUCCUGCGCCGCAUGGAGACGCUGCGCUCGUGGGGCUCGUCGCUGGGCCGUCCCGAGCGGCGCUCGCUGGUCAUCAGCGGGCCCGUGCUGCAGAGAGAGUCGGACGCCCUGCGGACGCUGCGCUGCGUGCAGAUCGGUAACGGCGAUCCGAUUCCGUUGCCGGCGCACGGCCUCUACAGCACCAUGCCGCGCCUCAGGCACCGGACAUCGUCGGCGGCGCACGGCAACGGCUGCCGGGCCACAGAGGUGACCCUCGGGGACGAGGGGGUACAGAGCCAGCUGAUGGAGAGCAGCACUAGCAGCAGUAGCACCGCCGGCGGUGUGGACAGUGUUGCUGCCGAGGAGGACUCGAUAGCCGAGCUGCAGCCCAAAAACAGGGACUCCGUGCUGCACAAGCGUGGCGGUGUGUACCUGGAGGGGAUGGACGUGCUUACGGUUGGACCCGAGGCUGACGCGGCAGACAGCCUGAACAACAACACCACGGCCAGCACGGACCUCAACACCAGCACUUACACUGACAUUGACACAGACAUAAGCACUAAAGCUAACACCACCACCACCACCAGCACCACACCAGAUAUUAGUACCAACACCACCCCCAAAACCACCACUACCACUAGUACACCCAAAAGGUCUGCCAGUCAGGUCCGUAAGAAUCAAUUCCGUUCCUAUGACGACCUGGUGGUGCACGUGCCCAAAGACCACAAGCCAGGCACCUUCCCUAAAGCCCUGUCCAUCGAGAGCCUAGUGCCCUCCGAUGGAGACAGGGUGAACUGGCGGGCAGGUGACACGCAGCAUCGGGGUGGUGGUGGUGGUGGUGGAGGUCGCACCAUCCGCUGUUGCCCUCACGGCAGUCGGAUAUCCGUCUACGACAACGUACCUGGCUCGCACCUGUACGCCAGCACAGGUGAUCUGAUGGACCUGGAGAAAGAGGACCUGUUUCCACACCUGGAUGACAUCUUGCAGCACGUCAACGGUCUGCAGCAGAUCGUGGACCACUGGUCCCGAAACGUGCUGCCGCCCGACGGGGAAGGCAUGGAGGAAGGUCACUUGGACGAAGGAGAAGAGGAUGAUGAGGAGGAGGAGGAUGAGGUGGAUGGAGGGCGUGGCAUGAAAGGGGUUGGGUCUGCCAGUCAGAUCACGCUGGACUUUGAGGGCCUGGCCACGCCCAGUGAUGGGGAGAGAGACGGGAUGUCACUGAACGAUACGGACUCGACCAGCACGCGGGAGAGGAGGGACUCGGGGGUAGGAGCCUCACUCACCAGGCCAAGACUAAGGUGGCCCAGCUUCAGGAUAUCGAACCGCAUCAGCCAAUCAGGAGUGUCCCUGCAGAUCAACAGCCAAUCAGCUGGCCAGCUGAGCCUGCUACAGAAGUUCUCCCUGUUACGCCUCACUUCCAUCAUGGAACGAUAUUCAAUGUCCAACAAACAUGGAUGGACCUGGUCCGUGCCAAAGUUCAUGAAGCGGAUGAAGAGCCCGGAGUAUAAGGAUAAGGUGGUGUUCGGGGUGCCGCUGAUCGUCCACACCCAGAGGCACGGCCAGCCCCUGCCCCUCUGCAUCCAGCUGGCACUGCGCUUCCUCAGGGGACAGUGUCUGGACCAGGUGGGCCUGUUUCGUAAGUCGGGAGUAAAGUCUCGCAUCCUGGCCCUGAGGCAGAUGUGUGAGUCGUCUCCGGACGCAGUGGACUACGAGGACCAGUCUGCUUACGAUGUGGCCGACAUGGUGAAGCAGUUCUUCCGGGAUCUGCCCGAGCCCCUGCUCACCAGCAAGAUGGGAGAGACCUUCCUGCACAUUUACCAGUACGUCCCUAAGGAGCAGCGGUUGCAGGCAGUGCAGGCUGCCAUCAUGCUGAUGUCUGACGAGAGCCGCGAGGUGCUGCAGACGCUGCUGUGCUUCCUGAGUGAUGUCACUUCCUCUGUGGAGGAGAACCAGAUGACUCCCACCAACCUGGCCGUCUGCCUGGCCCCUUCGCUCUUCCAUCUCAACAUCAUGAAGAACGACAACCUCUCACCAAGGUCGAUUCAGAAGAAGUAUGCCACGGGUCGUCCGGACCAGAAGGACCUGAAUGAGAACCUGGCCGCCACUCAGGGCCUGGCACACAUGAUCACGGAGUGCAACAGCCUCUUCCAGAUCCCACAGGAGAUGGUGACCCAGUCCCGCAACUCCUACAUGGAGGCUGAGCUUUUGGCGCCCCCUCUUGACGAGUUGUGUAAACUGCAAAAUCAGCAGCAGCAGCAGCAGCAGCAACAGCGGCGGCAGCAGCAGCAGGAGCUACAGGAGGAGGAGGAGGAGGAGGAGGAAGAGGAGGACAUGGAGGAGGAGGAAGGCUCCUACCACUCCCAGGUGGAGAGGCUGACCCAGAGCCUGCUGAAGGAGGCGCGGGAGUCCAAGUCCAAGGCCUGGGUGAGCCGCUCCAGCGCCAGCGGGGACAACACGGAGCUGGCCUUCAGGAAGGUUGAGGAUGGGACUCCUCUGCGGCGAUGGCGCGUGUCAGUGGAGGUGGAGGCCCCUCCCUCGGUGGUGUUGAACCGGAUACUGCGAGAGCGCCACCUAUGGGACAGCGACCUGCUGCAGUGGAAGGUGCUAGAGACGCUGGACAAGCAGACCGAGGUGUACCAGUUCGCCCUCAACAGCAUGGCUCCUCACCCCAGCCGGGACUUUGUGGUUCUCAGGUCGUGGAGGACGGACUUGCCAAAGGGUGUGUGCACGCUGGUGUCCGUCUCGGUGGAUCACGACGACAGCCCGCCCAUGGGUGGCGUACGGGGCGUGGUGCUGGAGGGCCAGUACCUACUGGAGCCCUGUGGAGCAGGGAAAUCCAAACUCACACACAUCUGCAGAGUUGACCUCAAAGGGCGAUCGCCAGAAUGGUAUAACAAGGCCUUUGGUCACCUCUGCUCUGCCGAAGUGGCACGGAUUCGGAACUCCUUCCAGACGACGGAACCUGAGGGACCUGAAACAAAGAUCUAGAACUUUGCACACGCCAUUGUUAUCAGACGUAAGAACUAGGGAAGGCCGUUUCCCGGGCCACGGGAUGAUACAGACACAUUGAGGUGAAGGAGAGCAAGUGUCAUCAUCAGAUGCAGAGGGUGACAAGGAAGCACUGGUUUGAAUUGACAAGGGUCUCACUGCCAGACGUCCUGCAGUUCAGUUCUGAGGGAGUCUUAACCUACACAUGUGUAUCAUACUGUACCUACACUGCGUCUGCAUCUGUGUUUAUACGUGUGUGACAGUGCCACCUUGUGGUAUGUGCAAGUCGUGCAACCAUUGACAGCGUGAUUUCAUAUAAGAUAUUGUAUAAAUCACGACUGUGAGUCACAGUGAGAUCAAUAGUAACAACAAUAGCAAAAACAAAAAAACAAACAAGAACCAGAGUUCUCUGCAUUUAGGAGCUUGUCAGGCAUUUAUGUAGACCUAUUUAAGAGUGAGAAAUCCUUUGCCAGUGGGAUAAACCAAAACUGUAGGGCUUCUCCUAGCAGCAGUAUUGCUAUGUUUCUUUGAAAACUAACCAGGCCUGUUGUAUUUCUGUUGGAACCGGCAGUUUUAGUGCUGUGAUUCUGAGCUGUGAUUCCCAAUGCUGAGCAUGGGAAGAGAACCCAGUUUUGUCUGUGCUUGGUGCACGUUUCCGUGGCUUGUGGAAAACAGUGACCAAUGGCUUUAAUAGGUUUACUAUUAUCAUAGUCGGUGACAUUGGUAUUGCUUCGGUCCUCAGUUGCGGUUAGGGUUAUAAUAUUUUGUGUCAGAUGCAACGUCGGUAAUGCAGCUUUACGGUGGAUUAUUUCUAAAGUUUUUAAAGCAAAAAAAAUAUAUUUUUUAUUUUAUUUUGAUCUUAUUUUCUGUUUUAUUUUUUUACAUAACAAACUGCAUUGUCUUGAUGUCAUGAGAGUAAAACUCAACAGUAAUAAAUUGAGUUUUUGAUUAAAGUUCUAAAUGGAGCUUCGAUUUGUGGGGACAUUUGCGGUUUUACAAAAGAGGAUUUUUAAAAUGAGAGCAGUAUAAAGGGAUCCUCAAGGGAUUGGUAAAACAUUGCAGUUACUACAAUGUCAAUGUACCUAUUCAAUACGUCACUGCCAAAAAAAAUUGACAUUUGUUGACAGUAAUCCUACAAAUUAUUAUUAUUAUUAUUAUUAUUAUUAUUAUUAUUAUUAUUAUUAUUGCUGUUACCACUGUUGUGUCUCUCUACAAUGUCUAGGACAUUUAACCAUUUCACUGCUUCUGGGAAGCAUUUGCAUUUUAUCUGUUUCACACGUGUUCUAUUAUAGAGAGAUAAAAUAUACGUCUGCAAGCCUGUGUGUACUGUACUGUACUGUAUGUGUGUGUAUGUAUGCUUGUGAUUAGAUAGCUAUUGCCGAUGUGUUUUGUACAUACUAUGUUGUAAAUACGCCACGUGUAACGAUAAAGGCAACUGCUUCUUCGCACGGUAUGGCUGCGUGUUUGAUGUUGAUACUUUUUUUUUUCUUUGAAUAUUGUAAUAUCUGUGUAAAUCUCCAGUACCCAACUAUAGGCUGGUGCCUCCGUGGCACCCCAGUGUUGUUUUGUUUGAUCCAUUGGGUUUUGACUGGGGGCCUACCGCCUACAGGCAAGGUGACAUGGCUCCAGACAUUAGACAGAAAGCAAGAGGAACAACAGGGUGUCUGACUUUAAAGGAACAGUGUGCCAAUUUUUAUUUGUUGUUUAUUUCCAGAAUUCAUGCUGCACAUUGACAAAUGCCAUCUUUUCUUAUCUGAGUAUUCACUACUACCAUCAAUUUCAAAGUUACAUACUUAUUAUGGCUUGGAAAUGUACUUUUUUCUCAUACCUGAAUAGGGAUGAAAAUACAAUUUUGAAUUAAGAGUCAUAGGCAGCUUUGGCUGAAAAACCUUCUCUGGUCAGACCAGUAAUUAUGAGUUUAUUUACCUUGUAAAUGUUCAUGGGAAAGGUUGGAUUUGUAGAAGGUCAGCAAAAAUGUUGGAAAUGCACACUGGGGACCUUUAAGAUGUUAUGAUAAUGGGGGAGUAAAAAACAAACAAAGAAAAAAUGCUCUCACUUCAUUAAACUGUGUCAGAAACU
This is a messenger RNA of Engraulis encrasicolus (European anchovy), 6496 nucleotides long. It is a transcript of the gene stard13a, whose product is annotated as StAR related lipid transfer domain containing 13a. Gene Ontology annotation, molecular function: lipid binding; protein binding; GTPase activator activity. The transcript is spliced from 14 exons. The coding region runs from base 491 to 4417 and encodes 1308 amino acids. The record is from RefSeq and is a predicted model, not a curated record. Gene Ontology annotation, biological process: actin cytoskeleton organization; signal transduction; regulation of Rho protein signal transduction. NCBI's taxonomy places the organism in Eukaryota, Metazoa, Chordata, Actinopteri, Clupeiformes, Engraulidae.